UCAAUUGGUUUGGCAUCUUUCUACAAGAUUUAUCUUAUUUCUUUGAGGGUAAAACAGAGUACCUGGAGAAAAGAAUAGACUUUGAAACUAAAUCAGUAAAGUUUGGGUUUUUACAAUCUCACCAACCUACUAGUCUGAUAAAGGAGGUGAAUAUAGAGCACAUGUUCUUCUUCAUCAUGCAGCCCUACCAAACUCUCAAAGGUCAAAUAAAAGGUUUCUGGAUCUUUUUUUUCUUUGCCUUCUUCUGAUUUCUGGGUAGCUGUUAAAGUUAAAGUUUCAAUUUUUAGUGUAGAAAGGUUAGAAUUUGCUAUUGGAUCAUCUGCUAAGCUCGGUUUACUUUUCCUGGAACAUCGAUUGUAUUGAGGUUCCUGUUGUAUUGGAUUAAAGAUGUCUGCAGAGGAGAAGAACCUUAUAGAGAUCUUGGAGGAAGGUCACACAGUCGAUGUUGUUAAGUACAUUGAUUAUGUCAGUGCCCCUCAAGCUGGUGCUAUAGCGACAUUCUCAGGCACUACAAGAGACAUGUUCGAGGCCAAGACUGUGUUGGAGCUAAGAUAUGAAGCAUAUGUGCCAAUGGCCACACGAUGCCUCAGCUCGAUCUGUACAACUGCUAGAUCAACUUGGGAUAUCCACAAGAUUGCGGUUGCUCACCGUCUGGGACCAGUUCCUGUUGGAGAAACUAGCGUGUUCAUUGCGGUCUCGUCUGUUCACCGCGCAGAUGGUUUAGAUGCUUGCAAGUUCUUGAUUGAUGAGUUGAAGGCAUCGGUUCCGAUAUGGAAGAAAGAGGUUUACACUAAUGGAGAGAUUUGGAAGGAAAAUUCUGAGUUUAUGGAGAAAAGAUUGGAGCUUGCAGAGAAAAGAGACAGCAUUGUAGAAAAACCUGUGGUUGAAGAACAUAGAAGAAGAGGUUGCUGUGGAAGCAAAGUUAGAGUAGAAGAAGAUGAAGAGCAUAAAGAUAUUACAGGAGAUAACAAAUCUUCUUCUUGAUUACUUGUAGCAAAGAGCAAUGUUUCGUUUUUUACUCACAAUAAACAAAAUGUCGUAAUCACAUUGUUGAAUCUAAAGACUUGAUAUGCGUUAGUUGGUGCCAGACUGGGCAUAUACUUGCUACUGCUUGGAUCUGUAAGAAUGAAAACGAAGAUACUGCAAGAUUGUACUGCU
This is a messenger RNA of Arabidopsis lyrata subsp. lyrata, 1158 nucleotides long. RefSeq names its product molybdopterin synthase catalytic subunit. Gene Ontology annotation, cellular component: cytosol. Gene Ontology annotation, biological process: Mo-molybdopterin cofactor biosynthetic process. The record is from RefSeq and is a predicted model, not a curated record. Lineage: Eukaryota; Viridiplantae; Streptophyta; Magnoliopsida; Brassicales; Brassicaceae. The transcript has 2 exons. Bases 388 to 984 code for a protein of 198 amino acids. Gene Ontology annotation, molecular function: molybdopterin synthase activity.